This is a messenger RNA of Penicillium bovifimosum, 1767 nucleotides long. RefSeq names its product histidine--tRNA ligase. The record is from RefSeq and is a predicted model, not a curated record. Gene Ontology annotation, molecular function: ATP binding; histidine-tRNA ligase activity. Gene Ontology annotation, cellular component: mitochondrion. Gene Ontology annotation, biological process: mitochondrial translation; histidyl-tRNA aminoacylation. NCBI's taxonomy places the organism in Eukaryota, Fungi, Ascomycota, Eurotiomycetes, Eurotiales, Aspergillaceae. The coding region runs from base 1 to 1767 and encodes 588 amino acids. The transcript is spliced from 2 exons.
AUGACGUCCAUUUCUGUUCCUUUGCGCUCCGUACGACGAGCCAUUGCCAAUCCAUUUGUCGUAUCUCCCCUGCGUCGCUUGACUCAUUGCACGUCCCUGCAGAACCGUCGAGUCACCUUGAAUGAAAAUAAUCUCCGUGCCCCCACCAUCCCCCACCACCAAAACCAUCCCCGCCGCACUCGCCAGUUUUCCUCCUCCCCUCGCUCCGCUCAAUUCGACACCAUGCCGAAAGACAAGGGUAACAACUUCAACCUCAAGACCCCCAAGGGCACCAAGGAUUGGUCCGGCUCCGACGCCCUCCUCCGAGACCGCAUCUUCACCACCAUCUCGAACGUCUUCAAGCGCCACGGCGGUACCGCACUUGACACGCCCGUCUUCGAGUUGCGCGAGAUCCUGGCCGGCAAAUAUGGCGAGGACUCCAAGCUCAUCUACGAUCUGAAGGACCAGGGCGGCGAGAUCUGCUCCCUGCGCUACGAUCUGACCGUCCCCUUCGCGCGUUGGCUGGCCAUGAACCCCGAUGUCCGCAGCAUCAAGCGCUACCACAUUGCCAAGGUCUACCGUCGCGACCAGCCGGCCGUUAGCAAGGGUCGUAUGCGUGAGUUCUACCAGUGCGACUUCGAUAUCGCCGGUACGUUCGACGCCAUGGUACCCGAUGCCGAGAUCCUGCGCAUCAUCAGCGAAGUCUUCGAAGAGCUCGGCUGGAACGGCCGGUACACGAUCAAGCUCAACCACCGCAAGAUUCUGGACGGUGUCUUUGCCGUCUGCGGUGUGCCGGAGGACAAGCUCCGUCCUAUCUCCAGUGCCGUUGACAAAUUGGAUAAAAUGCCGUGGGCGGAUGUGCGCAAGGAAAUGGUCGACGACAAGGGUCUUGACGGCGAGGUCGCGGACCGUAUUGAGAAGUACGUUAUGCACAAGGGGUCGCGGGAACUGCUCGACAACCUGCUGAAGGACGAGGCGCUCAUCGCCAAUGCCUCCGCUAAGGCCGGUCUCGAAGAAAUGGCCUUGAUGAUGGACUACCUCUCUGCAUUCGGCGUGCUCGACAAAGUCUCCUUCGAUAUGUCCCUCGCCCGUGGGCUCGACUAUUACACCGGUGUCAUCUACGAGGUUAUCACCGAGGGUUCGGCUGGUGUGCAGGCCGAUGCCCCCGAGGCGCAGAAGGCAGCUAAGAAGGGCAAGACCAAGACCUCCGAGGACGAUGACCGCUCCAACGAUCCCACUCUCGGCGUUGGCAGUGUUGCUGCCGGUGGUCGCUACGAUAACCUGGUCGGCAUGUUCUUGCCCAAGGCCCAAAUCCCCUGUGUCGGUAUCUCAUUCGGUGUCGACCGUAUCUUCUCCAUCACCAAGGAACGUCUCAGACGCGAGCAGAAGACGGACGCCCUGCGCAGCAGCGAGGUCGACGCCUACGUCAUGGCCUUCGGUGGCAAGGGCUUCAACGGCAUGUUGAAGGAGCGUAUGGAAAUCUGCCAGAAGCUCUGGAGCGCUGGUAUCAAGGCCGAAUUUUCCUACAAACUGAAGCCUAAACUCCCCCAGCAAUUCAAAGCCGCCGAGCAAGGCGACGUUCCCUUCGCCAUUAUCCUUGGCGAAGAAGAACUCGCCGCUGGAAAGUGCCGCAUCAAGGAGAUGGGUCUGCCCGAGGGCCACGCGGAGAAGGAGGGUGUUGAGGUUGAGAUUGCUUCUCUUGUUACCGAGCUGCAAGCCCGACUCGCGCAGAAGCAGCACGGCGUUGUUUCGUCUCUGGCACAGCAGCUGCAGGGCAUGACCGUCUAG